This is a messenger RNA of Lingula anatina, 7077 nucleotides long. RefSeq lists its product as uncharacterized. NCBI's taxonomy places the organism in Eukaryota, Metazoa, Brachiopoda, Lingulata, Lingulida, Lingulidae. The record is from RefSeq and is a predicted model, not a curated record. Gene Ontology annotation, molecular function: extracellular matrix structural constituent conferring tensile strength. Gene Ontology annotation, biological process: extracellular matrix organization.
GCUUUGUUAUAAGCAAGGUCUCCUACCUUGCAGUAACAUCUCGAGAAGUCGUCCGCUCGCGGACGCAGGGACAGAGAAAGUCGCUGUCAAUUUCAGAAUGACUGCACGUCACGCUGUGAUUGGCGUCUUGGCGGUGGUACUGGGCGUGGCCGUCCACCGCAGCUCCGCCCAAAUUUUAUGCUAUAGUGACUUGUCCUGCACAAGUACUGUGGAUAUCCCAGGCGCCGACUUCGCCGGGUUAGCGCCGUCAGUGAGAAGUUGUUGUCAAGAAAAUGGUGGAACAGCUUUGAAAGUGCUCACGUCUCCUACCGCAUGUCAUCCUUGUAGUGAAGAUCCGUGUUCCUAUUGCACGAAUGCUCCUCAGAUCGAGGCUUCUGCCGGGUCGGCAGACCUGUUGGAAGAUGUCAACGUCACGUGCGACACCCCACUGCCGCCUGUUCCUGAGAUCACACUGAACGCCGUGUGUGCGGAGAUCUCCGGCCUCACCGUCGUCACAGAUCCGGACCCCUUCCCCACGGGCAAUGUUUGCGAUCUAACUGUGACACGAACGUACAUCUCACGAGAUGUUUGCAACAACGAACAGUCCACGCCACAACUAUUAUCUUUUGUGUCAACUCGAGGACCGACAUUUACAAACGUACCACCUGAUGAGACCGUAUCGUGCGAAGAUGACUUGGCGGCCAUCAGCGCGCCGACAGCGGUCGGAGAAUGUUCUGCGGCCUCAAUCACCGACGACAGCUCUCAGACAAUACCCGGGGCAUCGGGCUGUGAAUUUGACAAGGUGGUCCAGCGGACAUGGACGGCGUCAGACCAGUGCGGGAAGACGAGUACACACACGUACAGGGGUACGGUGUCCCAUACCACGGCACCUGCCAUCACUGGUUAUGUCCCCACCAGAACCGCGCUGUGUAACAACGUUCCCUCCUCUAAUGCUGUGACGGCUGUCGGAUACUGUGGACGCACCGUCCCCAUCACCGUGGUCGAGUCCACAAUACCUGGGCAGUGUGCAGACGUCUACCAACUGGUCAGAGAGUUCAACGCUACGGACUCGUGCGGCCUCAUCACUAUUGCCACGGAGACAAUUUCAGUCAACAAUGGCGGAAUACCACCGACUUUUGACGCUUUCCCCGCUGACGUCACCCUCACGUGCGUCACCAACAGCUCCGUCAAUAUACCUGAUGUCACUGUCACUGCGACAAGCGUAUGCGGAGACAGCGUCCCUGUUAAUCGCCAGCCCGAUAAUAGAGUGGACGGCGCCUGUCCAACUGACUUCACUAUCCAGCGGACCUUCGUAGCCAUCGAUGUCUGCGGACAGCAAGCAACAAGGACACAAACCAUAAGGGCGUCACCUUCAGAUGUAUCUUUCACUUUUGUUCCGAGCUCCGCCAGUGUGGAAUGUGGCACAGACAUCAGCGUCCUGUCUAACACCGGAGGUUCAGCCAGCGCGAGUGACGCCUGUACUGGGACUGCUGACGUCACUUACGAUGACGCAUCGACAUUAAGUAACGAUGGCUGCACGAGAACCGUCACACGCACAUGGUCAGCGGGGACCGGCUGUGGGGCGCCGAAGACAGCCGAACAGGUUUUGACCAUCGAAAUCAACAACGCACCAACGAUCGAGGCACCGGAAGACCGGACUAACCUCGCACUCUGCCCCAAUGAACUGUUCACCCCCGAAGCUCUCAACGACCGCCCCACCGUCAACGCGGGAUCCCCAUGUAGAACGCUGGACGAUCACAUCGUCGAGUAUGAGGACUUCGUAAUCGCGGAGAACCAGGCGGCGGGCACCAGCACGGUGAGGAGGGUGUGGUCCGUCAAUGACCAGUGCGGGAAUGUUGACACAGACGAGCAGAUUUUGAUCCUCAAUGUCAAGAACCGACCUCAGCUGGCUCUAGACCCGGACCAGUACAUCCUCACCUGUAACACGGUCGGUGAGAUCCGCAGCCAGGGGACUCCCCAGGUGGUGAACAGAGGAGGGGGCGGCGCCCAGGUGCUCAGCACCCGGGAGACCACGCCGGCCAGUGUGUUUUCCCAGGUGUGCAAUGGGCAACAGGUCACGAGGACCUUCGUGGUCAGCCUGGAAUGCGGGUUUACCGUCACCCUCACUCAGAUUGUUACAGCAAUGGCCAGUUCAACUCCAGCACCCCCGACAGUGCCCCCUCGUCCACCAACAGAACAAACUGUCUUCUUGUACUUUCUUUACCCGACCCAAGAUGGCCGUAACUUCCGGUACGGUUUCCGCUCCCUGGGAGGUACCUUGUAUUUCUUCACCCCUGGAGGGAGGUACAACUUGGCGUACCCAGGGUUCGGCAGCGGGGUCACCACCCCCACAGGUACAGGAGAUGGCCUCAUAUACGCCGUGGUGCAGCAAGACGGAACCGUUCGCUAUGCCCAGCGCUCUCCCACGGGCCAAGUCUAUUACCUGUCAGCCUACAGCGCUCCUGGCGGUGGCGUCCGUUAUGGGUACCAGGUCCCCGGUUCCUCUGCCGUGCAGUACGUCUCAAUGCCCCCUGCAGGGAUGAUACUUUUCCCAACUCUGAGUGGCGGGGUUUCACCACAGCCAGACGGAGGGUACCGCAUGGGGUACAGAACACGCGAUGGGACCGUCCAUGACGUCACUGAUUACGAGGACGGCAAUGAGUACACACGCUAUGGCUACCAGACCCCGAGCGGUGGGGUUCAGUAUCUAACCCUUCCGCACGAGGUGGUGUUGAGCAGCCCCGAGGUUAACGGAGGCAGCGUGCUUUGGUACCGCACGCCAGACGGUGUCAUACACAUCCUUAAGGAGUACCCACAAGAAGACGGAACGCUGCGUUACGGGUACGAGAACCCAGACGAUAGCAUCACAUACGUCACAGUGCCAGAGAACAGGAUCAUGGCGGUCGAAAGUGCCGGCGGUGGCGUCCGGUACGUUUACAGAACCCCCCAGGGCGGCCUCUACUUCCUGGUUCCCUACCCGACUCCAGAGGGUCUUGUCCGCUACGGUUAUCUCACGCCGGAGGGCACAGUGCGAUACGUGGCGAUGCCACCCACCGGUCUAAUCGCCAUUCCAACAGCAAUCACGGGGAGGAAGAGGUUCACCUACCGUGCUCCUGACGGCACCCUGUUUGAUUUGGUGCCACUAGCGGGUCCCGAUGGUAAGACCAGGUACGGUUACCGUAAACCAGACGGCAGUGUGAACUACCUGGAUCUUCCCAUGGGGCAAAUCAUCAUCAUGAAGUCACCAGGCGGCGGUCUCCACUACACCUACCGCUCAGACGACGGCAUCAUCCACAGCCUUAUCCCGCACGCUGAUGAUGACAACAACAUUAAGUACGCCUACGUCGGGCCCCAGGGGGUUAUCCAGUUCAUUCCCGACGCCCCGGGGUACGAAAGCCCCUUCCCCCUCUACAGCAGCGGGAUAUUCGCUGUAGUCAAUGGCGUUGUUCGGCUCAGAGUCGUGGUAGGUCCAGACGAGAACGGACAGACGCUGACCUACGAUCUAGAGCGAGUCCCUGACCCGCAGACCAACGUUGUACGGUACGGCUUCACGGCUCCCGAUGGAAUCAUAAGGUAUGUCCCAAUGCCCACGGUUGGCAUAAUGGCUGUGCCUACCACGGAGGGAAACAUUCAGUACAUAUACAGAGCACCUAAUGGUGAGAUCACCCCGGUGGACUCGACGACCACUGCCGACGGAGAGACCGUGUACAGCAUAGAGAACCCAGAUGGAUCCACGCAGGUGCUCCAGAUACCCAAGAACAACGUCAUCACAAUCCCCUUCCCUGGAGGCAGCACUCUCUAUUCGCUGCGCCAGGAGGACGGCUCUCUCGUUUAUCUGCGUCCUUUCGCCACCCAGUACGGCAGCGUUCGUUACGGCUACCCAGACGAAGCAGGCGAAGCGAUAACAGUCCCAAUCACCUUUGACGGCGUCAGCGUCGUGAACACACCAGACUCUGACGAUGGGAACUCCACCCUGGUCUACCAGACCCCAGAGGGUCCACUUCAGAAGAUGACGGCCACAACAGACCCAGUGGGAGACGGUCCAAACUUUGUGACUUACACCAUUCAGAUCACCCCCGACUCACGGGUGGACAUCCCCCUCUCGAAGAGCGGCGUCAUGACAGUGCCUUACCCUAUUGACGGUGGCAGCGUGUUAUUCUACAAGUCUCCCCAAGGCAAGAUGUACCCACUUAUCCCGUUCAGGCAACCCGAUGGAACCAUCCAGAACGUCUACAGGGGCGAGGACGGCAGUGAGCAGUACGUUCGCUUCCCACCCACUGGGAUGCUAGAUCUGCCUCAAAGUGGCAGUAAAGACGUCGUGCUCUACCGCGCCCCAAGCGGAGACGUUCACGAAGCAGAGCCAAUCCCGGCAAUAGAUGGCGGUGUGACCUACGGCUACAUAAAACCAGAUGGCACCACCAACCCUGUUCCUGGCAAUGCUCUGCCAGGCGGUCCACGCCCAACCGGACUUCCCACUGGGGUCAUCCCCUUCCUUAACCCUGACAGCAGUAUCGUGUACGGAUACAGAACGCCAGAUGGCGCGUUCCGGUACUUGACGCCGUACCCCGAUACCGCCAGCGGCACGGUGAGGUACGGGUACCGCACCCCUGAUGGUACCAUACAGUAUAUCCCUAUCCCCCAGCCGUCUGUACCGGGAGAGCCCGCCGCCCCCCUGCCUUCCAAUAUCGUUAUAUCUAUGAACGAGGACGGUACCAUCAUCUACGUGUAUAAAGCCCCUGACGGUAACACGUACGUCCUCACACGUGACGUUGAUCCCGAUACCGGGCGACCAACCUUCAGAUACCGCACUCCACAAGGUUAUACCUAUUACGUGCCAUUGCCUGGGCAACCAAGCAGCCCCACCCGACCCACUCAGCCUGGACGCCCAGGGUAUAUACCCAAAGGUUUAACCGAAGCCUUAACUCCAAGCGGAGCGACCAGAUACAUCUACCGGGCUCCGGACGAGAACACAUAUACCCUGACACGUUAUCCUAACCCUAACGGCGCUCCAAGAUACGGAUACAGAGCUAAGGACGGGGCGGUCGUCUUCGUACCUCUCCCAGGAGAACAGACACAGCCUGUUCCAGGCCAACCACAGCCGGGGACACCAGGGGGCAGUAUGCCAACAGGAGUGACACCUAUAGUCAAUCCGGACGGGACUGUCACCUACUAUUACCGCGCACCGGACGGCAGCUCGUACCCGCUGUCCCGUUACCCUAACCCUCUCACGGGCCGACCACAGUACGGUUAUCGCGAACCCGAUGGCUCUAUCAGAUUUGUCCCCGGACUAGAGAUGCUCCCACGACAACCGGUCAUCCCAGGCAUUCCAGGUCAAAGCAAUCCGGUCUUCCUACCCAGUAAUCCAGGAAUGCCAACAUUGCCCGGAUUUCCCGGACUGCCAAUAUAUCCUAAUACACCCCAAGGACCAAGUAUCCCAGGUAUUUCAGUUCCAGUUCCAGGCAUUCCUGUUAUUCCAGGCAUUCCAAGUAUUCCCGGUAUUCCAGGCAUCCCAGGUAUUCCAAGUAUCCCAGGUAUUCCUAGCAUUCCUGGCAUUCCAAGCAUCCCUGGCUUUCCAAGUAUUCCUGGCAUUCCAAGUAUCCCAGGUAUCCCAAGCAUACCAGGCAUUCCCAGUAUUCCAGGUAUCCCCGGUAUUCCAGGCAUUCCAACUAUUCCAAUCAUUCCCGGCAUUCCAGGUGUUCCAUCCUUCCCAGGUUUUCCACAGAUAGGUGCAAUAAGAGCCAGGCCUCAAGGAGUACCAACCUACUUAGGCUCACCAGGUUUACCAGGUAUCCCAGGUAUCCCAGGCAUUCCAGGAAUCCCAGGAGGCGUCAACAGUAAUCCAGGUUUCCCAGGAAUCCCUGGUAGCAUUGGCAGCAUCCCAGGUUACCCAGGAUAUCCAGGAGUUCCCGGUGUUCCCGGAAUUCCAGGAUUUGGCAGUAAUCCUGGUUUCCCCGGCUAUCCAGGCAUUCCAGGCAUUCCAGGUUUUGGUAACAGCGGUGGAUAUCCAGGGAUCCCAGGAAUUCCCGGUAUUCCAGGUUUUCCUGGAGGCAAUCCGAUUUAUCCAGGCUAUCCCACCUAUGCCGGUGUUCCUGGUAUUCCUGGCUACAACGGAUAUCCGGGUACCCUGCCUCAGACUGGCACUCCGGUGCCUAUCACUGGACCGGAUGGGCGGAUACUCUAUGGCAUUAGGCUACCGGACGGUACCAUCAUCUAUGCGUUACCCGCCAUGCCGGCCAUACCAAUGAAUAACAACCAGCAACCAACCUCGCCUCCAGUGAUGGAUCCAUACAUGGGCGGGCCACAGACUUGUGAGGGCGUGUACGCCGUGCCCGACCCCAGGGGGCAGCCCAACGUGGUCAAUUUCGUGUACAGGUCGUCGGAUGGGGCCUACUACAGGGUGGACACACAGUUCAUGCCGGACGGCAGAGUCCAGUACACCUACACCUCGGCCACCGGAACCACGCGCUACCUCGCUCUACCCCCCUCGGGGAUUUUGGCCGUGCCGCUGACCAAUGGUCGAGCCGUCCAGUUGGUCUACCGUGAACCGAACCGCUUCAUGCUACCGGUCGUUAUGAUGAACAUGUACGGCGGUCGCGUGCAGUACGUCUACUACACGUCUUCAGACACCAUCGCCAAUCUUGACGUCCCGUCGAACGUUGUCCUCCAGAUGGCGACACCGUGCGGUGGGGUUCGCUAUGGCUACCGCCCCAAUGACGGCCAGAUCCGUCUCCUACAGGGGGAUAACAUGAAUCCUGCCAGUAGUGGCCCGGGCCAGUUUAGGUACGGAUACAGGGACACAAGCGGCAACACCCAAUACCUUUUGAAUUAUAACUCCUUCCUCGCUCCGGAUUACGGUCUGCCACGCAACUUGGGUUACGGCAAUGAUGGUACCAUCGCCGCCGCUUCUUUCCUGUCAGGCAUGGGCUCCAACACGGGAGGGAUACCCCCAGUAGGUGGUCCAGCUGGACCCCCCGCGCAGCAGCUUCCGGUGAGGCAGCCUAUGUCCCCUGCGAACGCCUACCAAGGACUUCAGGGUUACAUGAAUUUGCUGGACUAGCUGGGGUUCGGAAGGGGAGGAUAAACUGACGUGACACUACG